AUGUCCGACACGGACGAAAGUUCCGACGAGGCUCGCCAGGUCCUUAACCUAAUCGAGUCUCGAUCCCAAGAGCGCGAAAUACAAUUCCAAGUCCGAAAGUACUUCAUCAAAUGGUAUCAUAUCGCCUCCCGGUAUUCCAUUACCAAAGUGGAAUGGAUUCUUCCCACCACCGCCACGGAAGAGGAGAAGAAGAGACACCACGAUCUGCUGGCUGAGUGGAUUGAGAAGCGAUGGGCGGAUGAACCGGACCGACAAAUCUUUCACGGUUUCUUUCAAGAUCGGCAUCGUGUGCAAUUCGUUGUGAAUCGGCGCCGGGAGGAGGGUGUUAUGGCCGAUGGGGAUGCUCUUGAGAUUGUUUCCCUUGAUCCGGAGAAUCCGGAGAGAACGGAGUAUAAUACUGAUGAUGAGGAGGAUAGGAAGAUUAUUGAGGCUUGGCUUACGCAGCAAGCGGAAGGCAGAUUGCUGUCUGAUACGGACUUGGAUACCUGGAGGAGGGAGACCUACGAGGAAGUCUUUGAGAUUCAUCCCGUACGGUGGAUCGAGCAGCAGAAUUGA
Molecule: messenger RNA, 555 nt
Organism: Aspergillus ibericus CBS 121593
Lineage: Eukaryota; Fungi; Ascomycota; Eurotiomycetes; Eurotiales; Aspergillaceae
Exons: 1
Coding region: 1-555 (184 amino acids)
Source: RefSeq, a predicted model, not a curated record